Molecule: messenger RNA, 2003 nt
Organism: Drosophila kikkawai
Lineage: Eukaryota; Metazoa; Arthropoda; Insecta; Diptera; Drosophilidae
Source: RefSeq, a predicted model, not a curated record
UGUCAGUCUGACAGCUGUUUGAUAGUAGAUAUAUUUGUACGUAUAUUUUUACGUUUGUUUUCCGUGGAAAUUGUUCGUAUUUCUCGCACACAAAUGUUCAGACAUAACGCCGGGCAAUCGGUAGCAGCUUCGACAAACACUCGCCCUCUAACAUCCAGCAGACAGCGAGGCAGCUAGUCAAACCUAAUAGUAAUCCCAGUUAUUGGAAUCCCAUCCCGAUCCGAUCCGACUCUCUGUUGCCAUACCACCCACCACCCACCUCCCCUCCCGACUCCGUUCCGCACUGUACCGAAUCUCUGUCUCCCUCUCCGCCGGUUUCCAACGUGCGCGCAAGGUUACGGAACAAAUAUUAUUACCGUUAAUUAUAGCUGCAGGCGGUGCGCAUAUAGGAGAUAUCGCUAUAUAGCCGCAUAGAUGUUCAAGUUUGUGCUGAACGACGCCGCCAGCUACGUGCGCGCCAAUGUCCGCGAGUUUAGCCUGAACGCACUGCGCCUGCUGCCGCAACUGCCGCAGCUGAGUCCAUACGAUGUUAACCUGGUCCUGAGGGAGAACGAGUUCGUGUACAACUUCCCCGUGGAGGGGAUCAUCCGUAGCUAUGAGACCAAUCAGCUGGGAUCGAAUUCGCCCUGCGAGGACUCACGGACUGAGGCCAGCCUGCUCCAUCGCAACGGCUUCAUUUGCGGCAUUUUCGAUGGCCAUGCCGGGGCUUCCUGCGGCCAGGUGGUAUCCAAGCGGCUGCUACGAUACGUUUCUGCAGCCACGCUGCCGCGCCAGGUGCUGCAGGCACAGAUGAAGGAGGGCUGCAGCAGCCAGUCGUUCCUCAAGUGCCACAACGACAAUGUGGACUUUGUCAGCGAGAUCAGGCCCAUCUACGAGGCCAGCUUUCAGAAGUACAUUAAGCAGCUAAGUGAGACGCCUCAGCGGGACGUGACCAGUGAGCUGGUACACGCCUUCUUGCAGCUGGACGAGAACCUGUCCGAGGAGGCGCUGGCCCACAGCGAUGUGCGCACUAUGAGUGUGGCGCUCUCAGGAGCCGUUGCCUGUCUGGUUCAUCUGGAGGGAUUGCAGCUGCACGUGGCCAGCACCGGUGACUGCGGCGCUGUGCUGGGCGUUCUGGAUCCACAGACGCAGCAGUGGCACCCAAAGAAGCUCAACACCGAGCACAAUGCGGACAACAUGUCCGAGGUUCGUCGCAUACUCGCCGAGCAUCCCAAGGACGAGCGGGAGACAGUGAUCCGGAACGGCAGACUGUUGAGCCAACUGGCGCCACUGAGGGCCUUUGGUGACUUCCGCUACAAGUGGUCCGUGGACACUAUGCAGCAGAAGGUGGUGCCCAUGUUUGGGGAGCACACGAUGGCGCCCAAUUAUUACACGCCCCCGUACCUGACCGCCCGCCCCGACGUUCAGCAGCAUGAGCUGGGCCCCAACGACAAGUUUCUAGUCAUAGCCAGCGACGGCCUCUGGGACUUCCUCUCGCCUAGCGAGGUGGUCAGCCUCGUCGGCGAGCACAUCAACUCGAAGAAGAUCCUCGAACCAAUGCGCCUGCCCGAGGGCGACAUAACGCUGCAGGAAAUCUCCGAUCAGUUGGCCGAGCGAAAAGCUGGCCUCACCCGCAAGCCCGUCGACCAGAACGCGGCCACGCAUCUCAUCCGAAACGCUUUGGGUGCCACGGACUAUGGCAUCGAGCACUCGAAGAUCUCGUACUAUCUGUCGCUGCCCAAGGAUGUGGUGCGUCUGUACCGCGACGACAUCACCAUCACCGUCAUCUACUUUAAUUCGGAGCACAUCGCCCAUCAGCUCCAGCAGGACGGAACGUCUUCGAAGGGGGACACUGCGCCGGCAGCGUGAUCCCCGUGAGAACCCAGUAUGUGUAUAUUUAACGAGCUAACCUUCAGCCUAACAAUCGCCUAGCCUAAGUGUUGCGUUUAAGUUUGUUUAUCCGCCAACGGACCUCGGACGACUGUCGCCGCGCCAAAUAAAUCUCCACGCGGAAAAUCACAAAA